This is a messenger RNA of Hibiscus syriacus, 1107 nucleotides long. RefSeq names its product protein BIG GRAIN 1-like B. Lineage: Eukaryota; Viridiplantae; Streptophyta; Magnoliopsida; Malvales; Malvaceae. The coding region runs from base 12 to 1097 and encodes 361 amino acids. The record is from RefSeq and is a predicted model, not a curated record. The transcript has a single exon. Gene Ontology annotation, biological process: auxin-activated signaling pathway.
AGAAGAACAAUAUGCAUAGAAGAGAGUGUUCCACGAUAGACACUACGGUUCCUCGUAGAAGAAGAAACCCUUCUUUCUCUUCGACUCUUUUCGAUGCUAUUUAUCGUUCCGUCGACGAUUCGGGGAACGGAAACGAGCCGACAUUGCGCCGUUACGUGGAGAAAACAGGUGCAAACCCUGUUAAGAAACAGGGCGGUGGUUCCAUGGAGAAGGCUUCAAGUCUGAAACGGGCAAUCAUGAUUGAGAAAUGGAUUGAAAAGCAGGGCAAUUACGGCUCAGCUGUUCAUUCCAACUCGGCUUCGAGCUCCUCGGGUUCCAGCAACGGCGGGAUCUUCUCGUCCUCCGAAGUGGAGUCGAGAAGAUCCAAAACGGACAAGAACAACAAGCAAGAAGGUGGUGGAGGGUUCACAAAGACCAAACUCAAAGCACUGAAAAUCUAUGGCGAAUUGAAGAAAGUGAAGCAACCGAUUUCCCCCGGUGGUCGGAUCACUAACUUCUUGAACUCCAUUUUCAAUGCCAAUGCCAAGAAAGUGAAGAUGUGCUCCGAUGGGGUCUCCGGCGAUGUGAGUUUUCGUCGAAAGUCGAAAUCGACAGCUUCGUCACGCGCUUCAUUUUCCAGGUCUUGUUUGAGCAAAACACCUUGUUCGAGAGGUAAUAAUAAGUACAGUGAUGGCAAUAAAAGGUCAGUCAAAUUUUGUCCAGUUAGUGUCAUUGUUGAUGAAGAUUGCAGACCUUGUGGCCAUAAACGCAUCUACGAAGAAGAUCCCAGAUUAAUCCCCACUUCAACUGUUCAAAAGAAUCUUAAAUUUUCUUCAAGAAACUUGGAGUUGAAGAAGAAAGAAUCUGCAGUUGACAGCAAAGCAAGUGAUUGUUUAAGGAGUUAUCAAAGAAGGGGUAUUGGGAAACUGAAUUUGACUGGGUUUAUAGAACAUUAUGACGAUGAGGACGAAGAUGAUGAUGCGCUGAGUUGUUCGAGUUCGGAUCUUUUCGAGUUGGAUCAUCUGAUCGGAAUCGGAAGGUAUAGAGAGGAACUACCGGUGUAUGAAACUACUAGGUUCAAAAAUAAUGAAGCCUUUGUUAAUGGCUUCAUGUUCUAAGCUCAUUUUC